Rotaria sordida is the source of this 705-nucleotide messenger RNA. Lineage: Eukaryota; Metazoa; Rotifera; Eurotatoria; Philodinida; Philodinidae. The record is from the annotation of a GenBank genome assembly.
AUGUCGACAUUAUCAAAUUCAAAUAUUUUAAUUCUUAUAAUUAUGUCAAUUUUAUUUUUAUCAAUAUAUGGUCAAAAUGAAAAACAACAAGAUGAUAAUCUAUGUCCAAAAAUUAAUAGUGUACUUUGUGUUAAAAAAGUUCUUUCGGAAAUUGUAGAUGCAGCUGAAGAGAUCAAUGAUAUAGCUAAUAAAAUUGAACAAAAUAUUCUUAAGCGUGAACGUGAACUAAAUUCAAUAACUCUCGAUAAUCAUAUUAAUCAUAAAACGCAACGUAUAAAGUCAAAUUUACCAAAGUCAGAUUAUUAUGAUCAAUUUAAGAAUAUUCAGAGUAAUAUUAAUAAAACGGAUUUUAUUCAUUUAAUUCAAGAAGAAAAUUAUGCUUUUAGUUAUUUAUAUAAAUCAAUAUAUAAUAUUUUAAAAACAGAAGAUAUUUUUGGUACUUCAAUUAAUAAUUUAUUUAAAGAAAUUUUAAAUAAUUUACAAAAAAAUAUUUUAUGUAAUUAUCGAAGUAUUUUACAUGUUUAUUCUCAAUCAUGGUUAUCAGUAGAUGAAAUUAAUGGUAUUGAAAUAUUAACAACACGAAAACGACAUGCACCUUCAAUUUUAUAUCAUACUGAUUCAAUGAUAAUUAUUCGAUUAUUACAUAAAUGGAUAAAAAAUAUUAAAAAUAUUGUUGCUAAUAUAGAUAGCAAAUAUGUUCGUUGA